Caenorhabditis sp. 36 PRJEB53466 is the source of this 1466-nucleotide messenger RNA. The record is from the annotation of a GenBank genome assembly. Lineage: Eukaryota; Metazoa; Nematoda; Chromadorea; Rhabditida; Rhabditidae.
AUGACAUCGACUGCUGCUCCGAUCGAAAAGAAGAUCGAAGAGCUCGAAUUGAACGGAGCACCGGCUCAAAAUGUCGAAGAAGAAGAGGACAAAGUGACGCCGUGGGAGGUGACCACCACGAAAGCCACCGGAAUCGAUUAUGACAAGCUUAUCGGUAAGUUUUUCCCGCUUUUUUAGUGUUUUUGUGAUAAAAAUUAUUCAGAAAAAGAAUUAUCGCUAGAAUCCAUAAAAUAUUCUCAUUGUUUGCAGUGAAAUUCGGAUGCCGCAAGCUGGACGAGGAGAUAAUCGCGCGAUUCGAGCGGGUGACGGGCCGGAAGGCGUGUCCGAUGCUCCGUCGCGGAAUGUUCUUCGCCCACCGCGACUUCUCGGCGAUUCUCGAGCGGAAAGAGCAGGGCAAGCCGUUCUUCCUGUACACGGGACGUGGUGCCUCAUCCGGAUCGCUCCAUCUCGGCCAUCUCGUUCCGUUCAUCUUCACCAAGUGGCUGCAGGAGGCGUUUGACGUGCCGCUCGUCAUUCAGAUGACCGACGACGAGAAGUUUCUGUGGAAAGACAUGAAGAUCGACGAGGCGAAGAAGAUGGCACGCGAGAACAUGAAGGACAUCAUUUCGGUGGGCUUCGAUCCGGAGAAGACGUUCAUCUUCAACAAUCUCGACUACAUGUGCCCGCCGUUCUACGAGAACGUUGUCAAAGUGUGGAAGGUGGUGAAUGCCAACCAGGCACGCGCGAUUUUCGGAUUCACGCCCGAGGACUGCAUGGGAAAGGCGGCGUUCCCGGCUGUCGAAGCCGCCCCGUGCUUCGCCUCCAGCUUCCCGCACAUUUUCGGAAAGAGAAAUGGUGAGCAGGACUUUCUUUCUUUUUUUUAGCUAGAUAACUCAAAACCCACAAAUUUUGCAGAUAUUCCGUGCCUGAUUCCGUGCGCCAUCGACCAGGAUCCGUACUUCCGAAUGACGAGGGACGUGGCACCCCGUCUGAAGGCCGCCAAGCCCUCUCUGAUCUUCUCGACGUUCCUGCCGGCUCUCCAGGGCGCACAGACCAAAAUGAGCGCGUCGGAGCCGAACACGUGCAUCUUCUUAAGCGACACCGCCAAACAGAUCAAGAAUAAGGUCCGUUUACUUUUUUUUCGUAAAAAAUCCUCGAAUCUUGCUAAUUCUCGUCAAUUAUUGUAGGUCAACAAAUACGCGUUCUCGGGCGGUCAACAGACGGUCGAAGAGCACCGCGCCCUGGGCGGAGACUGCGACGUGGAUAUCAGUUUCCAAUUUCUCCGCUUCUUCCUCGAGGACGACGUGCAACUGGCCGAGAUCCGAGAGAAGUACACGAAAGGAGAGCUGCUCUCGGGAGAACUGAAGGCCCUCGCCACGGCGGAAGUGACCAAGAUCGUGAUGGAAAUGCAGGAGCGGCGGAAGACGAUCACCGACGAAACUGUCGACGUGUUCACCAAAAUCCGUUCAUUGGCGUUCAAAUUUUAG